Molecule: messenger RNA, 2316 nt
Organism: Saccostrea cuccullata (small rock oyster)
Lineage: Eukaryota; Metazoa; Mollusca; Bivalvia; Ostreida; Ostreidae
Product: protein ECT2-like
Exons: 20
Biological process (GO): intracellular signal transduction; regulation of cytokinesis, actomyosin contractile ring assembly; mitotic cytokinesis
Cellular component (GO): cell cortex; nucleus
Molecular function (GO): GTPase activator activity; guanyl-nucleotide exchange factor activity
Source: RefSeq, a predicted model, not a curated record
AUUUAAACAGCGCCAUUUUCAAAGGAAUAGCCGACAAUGGCGACAGAAUCCAAGCCUCUUGAGGCUUCAAAGAAAGAAGAUGCUUAUAAAAUUGGGGCAACUCGUGUACUGCAAUUAAAGCACUCGCCUAUGACAAAAAUGUCAUACUAUAAACAUUUUAUGAGGGAGGAUAGACCCAUGCAGGUAGUUUUAGUUGGAGAAACGACUCAAGAAAAUGAAGAUCUGCAACAAGCUCUCAAGACUAUGGGUGUUAAGACCCGUAUGUCUGAAACAGGAAUGGACUUCAUUCACAUGGCUUCGGAGAUUGAGACAGUUUUUGUUCUGUCUGAGUUUGGAGGUGAUGUUUUUCACAAUCUCUACAAAGCUGAGGCAAACAUUGUUGGCCCACCUGUGAUACUGCUUUGUGCCAAAGAAAACAAGGAGAUACCAUGCCAUUCCAGACCUUUAUACUGUACAGCUAUGGAAGGAGUUAUAUUGUGCUUUACUGGUUUGGAUAAACAAGAGGCUAGGCCUUUAGCAGAAAUAGUGCACCAUAUGGGAGGGAGUGUACGUAGAGAUGUUUCCUCCAAAGUAACUCACCUCAUCGCUGACUGCACAGAUGGUCCUAAAUACAGGCUUGCCAGUAGUCUAGAAAUUCCCAUUGUGAAAACAGACUGGAUCUACAAAGUAUGGGCAGAUAGGGAUGUCAUUGGAAUGAAGGCAGAUGAAAAAAUGGUACAACACAGGGUUCCCCCAUUCUACAAAUGCUGCUUGUGUUUUUAUGGUUUUAGUGAAGAGGAUAAAAAGCAUAUGGAAGAAGUCACUGCAGGAAAUGGGGGAAUAUUUGCGGAGAUUGGUGAUGAAGACUGUACUCAUUUAGUGGUGGAUGACCAACAAACACCAGAGCUUCCUAAAGAUAUAGUGCUACCACAUUUUAUAGUCAGAGCAGAGUGGUUUUGGGGGAGUAUACAAAUUGAGGCCUGCUCUGAUGAAAGAUUUUAUGAAUAUCAAAAGGAAACAAAUUCUGAGUCAGUAUUUACUCCUGGUCGGUCUAUAUCUGGAUCCAAAUCCCGCAAAAGAAAGAGGUUAAAGGAGAAUAUAGCACAGCUAGCUGCAGAGGGUGAGCUGGACUCCCCAUUAUACAAACGACGGUCCAGCAGUGAAUACAGUCGGAUUUCCAUGAGUCCUAGUUCAUUUCUGGACGCCUCACAUACUCCAGAUAAAUCAGAUGCAUUGGCUGAAACAGCUGAAAAUGAAGAAAAGUCAAAGGUCAUGCCAUCUAAGUUAUCUCCCAGACAACAGGUUGUCAUGGAAUUACUCCAAACAGAAAAGAACUAUGUUGGCAUUUUGCACACCAUUUUAAAUGUUUUUAAAUCAGAAAUAGAGAAACCCAAUCAAUACCAUGGUGCUAUUCUGGCCCCACAAGAUAUCAAGCUGAUAUUUGGUAACAUUCCUCCUAUCUACAAAGUUCACUGUGAAAUCAAAGAGGAGCUGACAGCCAUGAUGGAAAACUGGACAGAAGAAUGCUUAGUGGGUCAGGUCAUAUCAAAACAUGCUGAAGCAAUGCUGAAGGCAUAUCCUCCCUUUGUGAAUUACUUUGAACAAACAAAAGAAACCAUAGCUAAAUGUGAUAAAACAAACACAAGAUUCCAUGCUUUCCUUAAAGUGUGUCGGAGUAAACCCGAGUGUGGUCGUCAGAGUCUGACAGAGUUGUUGAUUCGGCCUGUUCAGAGACUUCCCAGUGUUUCUCUGCUUCUUGGAGAUAUAAUAAAGAAAACCAGUAAAGAUAAUCCUGAUUACGAGAGACUAGAAAAUGCCAUAGACCUUGUUAAAGAAAUUAUGACACAUAUCAAUGAAGAUAAAAGGAAAACUGAGAACCAGGUUGUGAUGUUUGAUAUUAUGAAUGAAAUCGAUAACUGUCCAGCUACCAUCCUAUCCUCCCACCGUAGUUUUGUCAGUAAGGCUGAUGUGAUAGAGUUGUCAGAUGAGUUAUGUGGACGGAGUCUCCCCCUGUCAUUGUUCCUAUUUACAGAUACUCUGGAGAUCUGUAAGCGAAGAACCAAAUAUGGCAGCACAGCAAAGAGCCCUGCCCUAAGGAGGAGUCCACAGAAACAGUACAAACACCUGGGUCUUCUACAGCUGAAGUCAGUCAAACGGGUCAUUAACUACAGAGAAUCGGAAGAUUGUCAGAACAGUUUUGGGAUCAUCUGUCGGUCCCAUACAGAUGACAAGGACAAACUAUACAGCUUCAUGAUAGAUGAGACAGACUUCAAUAAAUUUCACUUCCUGACCUCUCUAGCCAGGUCUAUAGCUCAGACCAGGUGUCUGGCUGACCAU